Molecule: messenger RNA, 1447 nt
Organism: Aspergillus costaricaensis CBS 115574
Lineage: Eukaryota; Fungi; Ascomycota; Eurotiomycetes; Eurotiales; Aspergillaceae
Product: DUF500-domain-containing protein
Exons: 3
Coding region: 1-975 (324 amino acids)
Biological process (GO): actin cortical patch localization; actin filament bundle assembly
Cellular component (GO): actin cortical patch
Molecular function (GO): phosphatidylinositol binding; actin filament binding
Source: RefSeq, a predicted model, not a curated record
AUGCCGCCAUUCGAGAAGCUCAGGAAAAUGCACAGCCCUUUCCCAGGCUCCUUUCGCAGUGAAUGUAACAAAGCCGCCCAGAUUCUAGAUGCCUUUACGAACCCAUUGAACCCAGACGGCCGCGAUAGUCUCAUUCCCCCGAAGAUCCUCGGAGCUGCCAAGGCAAGUGGCAUUACAACGGGCUUUGCAAUAUUCUCUGUAUCAAAACUGGGCAUCGUUGGAUCGGUACGAAUGGGCUCGGGCAUCUUAAUCGCCCGCCUCGAGGAGGGCGACUGGUCUGCGCCUUCGGCCAUUCUGACAGCGGGAGUUGGAGUAGGGUCCCAGGUGGGCUUGGAGGUGACCAACUUUGUCUUCGUCCUCAACACAACCAGCGCUGUUCGCACAUUCGCCCAGCUGGGGAGUUUGUCCCUGGGCAAGACUGCCUCGUUUGCCAUGGGUCCAUCGGGUAGAUUUGGAGAGGUCAACGGGGUGGUCAGCGCCGGUGGAAUGGCGGGCAUUUUCGUCUACGGUCAUAAUCAGGGUUUCUUUGGUGGCUUCAGCACCGAAGGGAGCAUGAUCUUCGAACGCCGCGGCGCAAACCAGAAGCUAUACGGAAAGAAGAUCAAGGCGCGCGAUUUGAUCGAGGGCCAAUUCCCACCUCCAGAUGAGGCGGACGAGUUGAUGCGCGUGUUGCGCUCCGAUCUCUUUGCUCCUCGACCAGAAUUGUACGCGACCUCCUCAGCGUCCACCAAAGGCUCCAUCUCGUCCGGACGGCCGUCACAGUCGUCUGCAGGAACGGAAAUUCAGAAGAUGCCCAUCGAGAUGCCCGCCGAUGAGAUCGUCCAGUUACCCGCCGAACUGCCCGCUGAAUUCAUCGCCGAGCUUCCAGCAGAGGUGGUGCCGGAUAUCUACUACGACAAAUCGGUUGGCUCCUCGGAGACGCUGCUGCCCGAGUUGCCCUCAGAGACAGCCUCGCUGCGGCCUGCGAAGAGUUGAUUGCAUCAAGGAGAGGAACAGUACUUAUAACAAGGGAACAUCACUCAGAUGUUGAACUCUUGAGAGGCAACUCGCUCCCAGCACGGUCGGGGCUGCAGAAAUAACAGUGAAUAGCCUUGGCUGGCCACGAUCGGACCUCUCAUCACAGGAGCAUGCACGAUGCACACUGAAGUACUAUCCCGGAAAGGAAUCUCAACCUCGCACCUAAUGGUUGCUGUUGGAUCGUCCCAAGUAACUAGCCACAUCCUCUUAAGGCAAGCAAGAGAGGGUGAUGGCGCGCAUGGGGAGGAUUAGGGAGCAAGAAAGUGACACGCGGCGAGUAAGCUGGAACAGCGACUCCUACAGUAUUAUCCUAGCUUGAUAUAUAGCAGUGAAAGUAAUCAUAUACAGUGUGAUGGUGGGUGCGGGACAGACAAAGAGUGGUCAGUAAUCGACUCUGGUUGUGUUAAAAUCAGAAGUCGGUGAAGAUCAC